Messenger RNA from Sesamum indicum (sesame), 1734 nucleotides. Lineage: Eukaryota; Viridiplantae; Streptophyta; Magnoliopsida; Lamiales; Pedaliaceae. The record is from RefSeq and is a predicted model, not a curated record.
AUGUGGGAGAAACUUUCUGAUUUGGGUCAAUCACUGAGCAUGUCAUGGCUUAUUAUGGGCGAUUUCAACUGUGUGAAAUCUCCCAAGGAGAAGCAGCUUGGAGUGGCCCCAACUUGGUAUGAGCUUAAGGAUUUUGUGGACUACUGUACAUCGCUUGGAUUACUCGACGUUCCCACUAUGGGCUGCUACUACACAUACCUUUGUAGGAGACUGAAAGCACUUAAAGGCGCGCUUAAGGGAUUCAACACGCAACAUUACAACCACAUCUCCGCCAGGGCUAAAGAGGUUGAGCUUGCCCUGCAAGUUGCCCAGAACCAAUUUGAAUCCAAUCCGGGAGAUGUGGCGCUACGGGGCUCUUUGGGAGAUCUUAGGAAGAAGGUCGUUUUCCUUGCCGAGGCCAAACGACACUUCUUCUACCAGAAAGCCAAGAUCCACUAUCUUAAAGAGGGGGACCGCAACACCAAGUUCUUCCACGACAUGGUGAGGAGGAAUGUUGCUAGGAAUUCUAUCGGGGCAGUCACUAGGGCGGAUGGGACUGUUAUCACUGUUGCCGAGGAUAUUGCCCAAGAGUUCGUUGAUUACUACACAUCACUCUUGGGCAUCGAGGCUCACACCCUCCCUGUCGACGAUGGUGUGUUUGAAUGGGGCCCCAUACUCUCCCCAGAGCAUACUGCGGACCUUUGCCGGGCAGUCACGCCGUUGGAAGUCAAGGAUGUCAUAUUCCAUAUUAGCGACAACAAGGCUCCCGGUCCAGAUGGAUAUUCCUCGUGCUUUUUCAAGAAAGCAUGGGAUAUUGUGGGUGAUCAAGUUUGCAGGGCCGUCUUGGAUUUCUUUAGGAGUGGGCGGAUGCUACGGCAGCUCAACCACACUAUCAUUGCCCUUGUGCCGAAGUCAGACCAUUCCACCUCUGUUGCGGACUACCGGCCGAUUUCGUGCUGGAAUGUUAUCUACAAGGCGAUCACGAAAAUCAUCUCGGACCGGCUCGUACCUGCUUUGGAGCACUUGAUUGACCGAUGCCAAGUUGCGUUUGUAGGAGGCCGCAAUAUCACGGAUAAUAUUUUCUUGGCCCAAGAAAUGGUGCGGCAGUACUCGAGGAAACGGAUUUCACCUCGAUGCACUGUUAACGACGACCUACGCAAGGCGUUUGACCCGGUUUCAUGGACAUUUCUCUCCCGAGUUCUUCAUGGGUAUGGUUUUCCCCCACUGUUUAUAUCUUGGAUUAUGAAAUGCAGGAGAAUAUCUACUUUGGACUUCAACUUUCACCCCAAGUGCGAGAAGUUGAAAAUCACACAUCUCCUCUUUGCCGACAACCUCAUGCUCUUCUCCCGUGGCGACCUUCCAUGUAUCCACAUCUUGAUGGAAUGCCUCCAAGAGUUUAGGGACGCAUCCGGCCUCACCGUCAAUACCUCUAAAUCAAGCAUAUUCACAGCGGGCAUUCAAAAUGAGGAGCUUGACGGGAUUCUCGCUCGGACGGAGUUUGGGAGAGGUGAGAUGCCGGUGAGAUACCUUGGCAUUCCACUACCAGCACAGCGGCUUACGGUCACCAACUACUCACCGCUUGUGGAUCAAAUUGCCAACUGUAUUUCAAAGUGGACGGGCAAAUCCUUAUCUUAUGCAGGCCGACUGGAACUUAUCCGUUCAGUUAUUCAGGGGGUGGAGUGCUUUUGGCUCCAAGUUUUCCCACUUUCAGCGGCGGUCAUCGAGAAAAUCCACCGACUAUGCAGGAAUUUCUGA